Cuscuta campestris is the source of this 912-nucleotide messenger RNA. The record is from the annotation of a GenBank genome assembly. NCBI's taxonomy places the organism in Eukaryota, Viridiplantae, Streptophyta, Magnoliopsida, Solanales, Convolvulaceae.
AAUAAAAUAGCUUAGGGGGUUUGAGAAGGGCUCCAGCAUCCAUCUUUGAUCAAUUUGAGGUCGUGGGGGCCUAAAGAGUCAAAGAAAAUGAGUGAUGUGGGCAAUGGGGCAGGACACCGGGUGGUAUUGCUGGGAAUGUUGCUAGUGCAGGCUAUUGCAACAGGUUUGCAGCUUCUGUCAAAGGUCAUUCUCGGACAUGGAACCUUCGUUUUUGCUCUUAUGACAUAUCGCCACAUUGUCGCAACUUUUUGCGUUGCCCCCGUCGCUUUCGUUCGGGAAAGGGUCUUCUCUUUGUACUAAACAGAGCAAUAAAAUAUAUAUAUAUUUUUUCUUUAUAUUAUUUUCUAACAUGGUAUCGGAGCGUGGGAAACCACAAAUAUCAAGGAAAGUGGAAACCCAAAAAUAUAAUCCAAAAAUCAGCAGCACCACCACAAAUAAAUAGCAACGGAAAUAAAAUAAAGAACACACAAUUUACGUGGAAACCCCAAAUCGGGGAGAAAACCACGGCGCUCAACAACGGCUCCCAAACUUCCACUAAUCACCAAGAAUCAAGUGGGUACGACAAGUUCUCCUCUCUAGUAAACACUAGAGGAAACACUAGAGGCAAACACAAUCAUCAAGGAGCAACCUUGGAACAACAACAAUCAACAAUUCACCAUAAAAUGGAGUAAAAACUCCCAAAAACGCAUGUCUGAAAACGCAGCAAGAAAAUCACCUUCCGGGCAUCAAAACGAGAAACUGACCGUUGGAUUUGAAGAGGAGUAUGUGAGGAACAACAUACUAAAAUUUGAGCACAAUCGGACUUCUUUUAGCCUUCGAUCCGGACUGAAAACGGGGCUGCUGCAUCGUGUGGCGGAAAUUCCUUUUUCUCCUUCUUUCCUGCGUUUAGCUAUCGACUGCCACUGCCUUUUU